AUGAAGAAAGAACCCAUUUUGAACAAUAAUCAAUUCAACAAUAAUAAUAAUAAUAUAUUAAGUGAUUUAAAAACUCCAACACCCAUGACCACUUCUGAUACCACUAAUAGUAGCAAUAACGUUACAGCAGCACCUGCGAUCAAUACAAGUAAUAAAACAAUCAAGAAAAGGAGCAAAGUUUCGAGAGCAUGUGAUCAAUGUAGGAAAAAAAAAAUUAAAUGUGAACGUACUGAACAAGGCCAGUUAUGUGCCGGCUGUCUUAAAUCUGGUGAAGUCAAAUGUACCUUUGACAGGAUUCCAUUGAAAAGAGGUCCUUCAAAGGGGUAUGUUAAUGAAAAAAAGAGAAAAAAAACUAAUGAAGGAGGUGAAUAUAUAGAAGAGGAUGCAAUUAAUAAAAAAAGUGGUAACAGUAAUCAUUCCUCUACUCCUUCUUCUGGUAACAUGAACAGAAAUAUAAGUCAACAACAACAACAACAACAACAACAACAACAACAACAGCAACAAAGGAGCAACAAGUUAAGUAUCUCUAGUAGCAUAAGUGCAAAUAAUGCUACAAGUAAUGCUGCCAUGUUGACUUCGCCAUCUAGCAAUAUGAUAACACGGAAUUUAAGUAUAGGGACUAGCGGAGCUCUACUUGGGGCACAGUCUUCUUCUGUCUUUAACAAUAACAACAAAGUACCAUGGAAUAAUAUGGCAACAACUACUACCGCUACUAGUGCUGUUAAUACUGGUAACACUACUACCGCUACUAAUACUACUAAUAAUGUUUCAUUACCGCCUUUAACACAAUAUUUUCCAACAGGCAAUGCUACUCCAAAUUUAAUAAAUACACCAAGUAAUAAUAAUAAUAACAACAAUAAUAAUAAGGGCAAUAAAAAUAUUAACCAAUCAGUAGCGAAUAACGUCUCAACGAAUAACAACAACAACAACAACUUAUUUAUUCAAUCACCCACCCAAAAUGGGUCUAUAAAUAACGUUACAGCACAGCAACCGUUUUGGAAAGUUCCUUAUCACGAAUACCAACAAAGGCGGAGUUCAUUAGAUUCAAUGAGUAGCGAAUUUUCUGUAAAUAAUCCAUUUAAUAGUACUAACCUAAAUACUGCCGGCAGCAGUAAUAAUAUGCUCAGUGCGACUAUAAAUAGUGUGGGGAAUAAUAACAAUAAUAUUCAGGGUCAUUAUAGAACCAAUAGUACAACUGGAAGUGUAAUAGUGAGUAAUAACGGUAACAUAAACAAUAAUAAUAACAACACUAAUUUAUUACAACCUACGAUAUCAAAUACCUCUUCCCUAAGCUCAAACUUCUUCAAGACCAGUAAUAUUGGCAACAUUAACCAACGUGGCAGUCAAGUGUAUUUACCGUUUCCUAAUGAUCAGCCUAAUAGUAAUGUCGGUACCGGGAUACCUGUCUCUACUGGAGUCAUUUUAAAUGGCAUUGUUAAUAGUAAGAUAAACAAUAAUAAUACUAGUAACGACAUUAAUACCAAUACUGUUGCUACCAAUAAUAACAACAGUUUAUUAGAGGGUCAAAGUAGGGUACAAUCUCCUUUAUUAAAAGAACCUUUCCAAACAUCAAGAAAAAACAGUUUUAUAAGUGAAGCCAUGUCUCCAACAACAAUGAGCAACAUUAAUAACAAUAAUAAUAUUAAUAGCGCUGGGAUUGAUAUGAGUAUGAAAAAUAACAACAAUGCCACAAACAUUAGCACUGUUAAUAAUACUAGGGAAGCUAGUUUUAGCAAUUUUAUUACGCCGCAACAACAAGCUUCUUAUAUGUUUCAAGCCUUUGAAUUACAAAGGCAACAACAGCAACAGCAACAGCAACAGCAACAGCAACAGCAACAACAACAACAGCCACAGAACUACAACCAGCAUACUCAUCAGUAUCAAAAGAUAAAGAAUAAACCAGAAAAUAACACCAAUACAGCAAGGACACCAACCAGGAGGAGAAAUAAGAAAGUUAUAACCAAUAAUAACACCUCUUCCAUUGCCAAUGCCAAAAGUGACAAUAAUAGUCAGACAAACAGUAUAAGCAACCAGGGCAAUAACACACCCGAUUCAAUUUCUUCUGCAGUAUCCAUAGAAGACAUGUUUGGAAAAAUCAAUGAAGUUGAUUUGAUUAACAUUUAUUACGAGUACAUUCAUCAAUAUUUCCCAAUCAUCCCAAUAAACAAAACGACAUUAACUAAUGAAACCUUGUUAUUAAACACACAAGGUGGCAUCUCACAGAUACAUGAAUUGAAUAACUACGUGUUACAUUGGUUUAGGAAUUCUUUAGAAAUAUUGGUUAGAAUAACUUGUAAUAGUAGCAGUAGUAAUAGUAACAGAGGCAGUAUCAGCAAGAAUGGCAAUGUGGCAAACAGCAAUAAAGGUUUUGGUAAUAGUACCAACUCUUUAAAUAAUCGUCAUAGAAGCGUUAAUAUGGGCGGCAGUCCGUCAGUUAUAAUAAAUGAUCCUCUCUAUGAAAAAAGUUGUUUUAUUACUACGUUAAACGAAAUAUUUCAGAAAGUUGUUGAUGUUCAUCCCAAAUUUAGAGAAAAUUCUAGACUUAUCAGUGGAAAUUUGAAGAUUAUUUAUCUAAGCAUUUUUAUUAUUUUGAAUUGGAUUUUACUGUAUAUUGGGUAUGAUAACUCAUUUGUGUUGGGAAUGAGUGUCACUGUUUUCAAUGAAUUUAAGAAUUAUAAAAUGAUCCUUAAUGAAGAUUAUAUUAACGAUGAUAAUUACGAUGCUGACGGCGAUACUCGCAAUAGCGACGACUGCGAUACUAACAAUAUCAAUGCUCGAGAUAAAAAUAAUCUAAACACUUUGAUUUUCCAAAGACUAUAUAUAUUAUUGAUUAUAUUUGAUAACUUCCAAAGUUGUUCAUUUGGUGUACCUAAACUAUUGACUAUUCCAAUCAGCGAUGAAUUGUUAAUAGAUGUUUUCGGAUUUCAAAACUAUAAGGGUAGUGGUACCAAAACCAAUGAUAGGAAUAUAAUUGUUACAAAGUUUGAUGUUGACAAUGACAAGAAUAAAAUUUUAUUUAUAUUAAGCUCUUUAAAGUUGGGCUCUUUUAUCGGAGAUACAUGCAUAAAUAGAUUACUACUGAAUUUAAGAGGUACGCCACAGUAUUUUAUGGAUAGUUUAAGUUCUCAAUCCAGUGUACUACUUGUAGAAUUGAUGGGUAAGAGGGAACUUUCCAACCUUAGUGAUUCAAAUAAUGUACUAUACAAGGUUGGAAGCACUGCAACUCCAUUGCUUUUUAUUAAAAUGUUACAAUUGAAAAACGAUUUAAUACUAAACCUGAUUUUAAAUUGCGGAGAAGAUACUAUUGAAUUAGUUGAUAAUGGCAGUACAUUUACCAUCAAUAAUAUUACUAUUACCGAUGACAAAUUAAACAAGUUGUUGAAUUUAUGUAAUGUUGUUUGUGAUUUAAUUUCUACAAUUUUAGGAAUUUUACAAAGAUUAAUUAAAUUUAAUAUUACGAAUAGCAUUGAUAGAGAAUAUUACAAUUCCAGUGUUGCCAACGGUUCUACAGUAAACAGGAAUUCUGAUUCUAACAACAACAACAAUAGUAAUAAUAAUAAUGGUAAUAAUAAUAACAACAGUGGCAAUGAUAACGGUAUUAACAAUAACACUAGUACUACUAAUAAUAUUAAUGAUGCUGUGGUUAAUAUUUCUGCCUCGUCCAAUUUUUUAUUAGAUGAUAAUUUUAGGGGUAUUUCAGGCGAUAAAAAUGAAUCAAAAGAAGAAGGAGAAGAAGGAGCAGAUGAGAAUGGUGACGACGAAUUUUCUGUCGCUUUAUAUAAGGGCAAGAUUAAUCCAUUUUUAAUAUCUAUGUUGAAACAAUGUUAUUUUUUAGUCCAUCAAAUACGACAGUUACCUAGCUUAUUAAUUAGCGAUUUAAUGAAAGAAUCAGCACUGGUGUACUCCAAUUCUACUAACAUUAAUAGUAACCCUAAUAAUAUAAUGGAACAACAAAAAAGUGUACAAGAGAUGGUUGUUAAUUUAAGUAAUGCAUUACAAAACAUUGUUACUAUUACUAGUUGUAUUAAUACAAUAAAACCUUUUAGAUUGCUAGAUUAUUCUACUAAUUCGCCGGUUACUAAUAGGAUUACCAGUAACAGCAGUCAAGAUAUUUCUUCAUUAACACCUGGUAUGAUGACAAGUAGUAAGCUUAACUCUGGAAGCAAGAGUUUUUCCAAGCCUUCUACACCUUCUAUGACUAAUUACGGUACCGUCGUUGGUAGUGACAAUACUACUAGUAAUAAUAACAAUAAUAGUAAUAGUAAUAUUAAUAGUAAUAAUAAUAAUAAUAAUAAUAAUAAUAAUAAUAAUAAUAAUAAUAAUAAUAAUAAUAAUAAUAAUAAUAAUAAUAAUAAUAAUAAUAAUAAUAACACGGUAAAUUUUAAUGACGGUAAUUCCAACGAUGGCGGGAGUAGUAGUAUUAUAACUAACAACAGCAAUAUCAACUCAAAAGUAAUCACCGGUAACAACGUGGGUAGUAAUGAUUCAUCUACGUCCACUAUAUUUGGUAUAUGCUUUGGCAAAGGAAUUUAUAGUCAUACAUGCAAAAAUCGACAUAGUGGCGGAAAGAAGAAUAACAAUGGCAACAAUAAUAAUAAUUGCUAUAUGUGCAGGACAUUUAACAAGAGAAAAUUAAAAUACUUGAAGAAAAUAGUUAAAAACGAAGAAGAUUUUAAUAAGGUGUUAAAUAGUCCAUACGGGGAUUGUGCAUUGAAAUUGAUUGAUGAUAACGAAUUGGGAUGGUUUAAUUAA
Molecule: messenger RNA, 4752 nt
Organism: Saccharomycodes ludwigii
Lineage: Eukaryota; Fungi; Ascomycota; Saccharomycetes; Saccharomycodales; Saccharomycodaceae
Gene: RGT1
Product: Rgt1p
Exons: 1
Coding region: 1-4752 (1583 amino acids)
Cellular component (GO): nucleus
Molecular function (GO): DNA-binding transcription factor activity, RNA polymerase II-specific; zinc ion binding
Source: RefSeq, a predicted model, not a curated record